Molecule: messenger RNA, 3006 nt
Organism: Ictalurus punctatus (channel catfish)
Lineage: Eukaryota; Metazoa; Chordata; Actinopteri; Siluriformes; Ictaluridae
Gene: slc16a9b
Product: solute carrier family 16 member 9b
Exons: 6
Coding region: 595-2064 (489 amino acids)
Biological process (GO): monocarboxylic acid transport; transmembrane transport
Molecular function (GO): monocarboxylic acid transmembrane transporter activity
Source: RefSeq, a predicted model, not a curated record
GCAGUUAUGUUGUCUUUAGUAACCGGUUUGGACCGGAACAGAUACACUUGCUGCUAACUGCUAAUAAUAAUCAUAAUAAUACACACGCGCAACAUGUUUAGCAUGAAUGCUAACAAAGUGUUGAUGAUGUCUGGCUUUUCCUGUCUCGUUUUUCACAAAUUUGUCCAAUUUGCCUGGUAUUUCCCUUCCAGACUAAACGAACACUUAUUCAGUAGCUAUCAGACAUACUGUAAUUGGGCUUUUCUGUGGUGCCUUUGUCUGGCUGGGAAGUUAUAAGAGCAUCGAAAUGUGAGCAGACCAGCAGGAACAGCUUCAAACCGGUUUCAGCACCGCCGCAACAAAAGCGGCUCCAGCACACUGCCUGAACUCAGAGAAACACACACACUCACACGCAGUGGACAGCUGGUAUGAUUCAGCUGCAUAAGAGUGUAACCAAAAUUCGUUUUUUCUUGUCAUUUAUCCAAAACGUCAUGAUAUUACGGUUCGGUCGUGUAGCGGUCCAAAGACGCAGUUCAGCAUCUUAACCGCGCUCUUUACAUUUCAGCGACUGGCUGCACAUUUCUGGGAUCUCUUUGAAGAACCUAGCCUCUAAGAAUGAGUCUACAGAGCUCUAAGAAAGCCAUGGAUGGAGGCUGGGGCUGGGUCAUUGUCGUGGCCUCGUUCAUAGCCCAGCUCCUCGCCUACGGCUCCCCCCAGUCUGUUGGAGUGCUGUACCCCGAGUGGCUCGAUGCCUUCCAAGAGAGCAAGGGGAUGACCGCGUGGGUGGGUUCUCUCGUCUCCGGGGUCGGCCUCAUUGCCAGUCCCAUAUGCAGUGCCUGUGUGGUAAACUUCGGAGCCAGGCCUGUGACCAUUUUCAGCGGAGUCAUGAUUUCUGGAGGCCUAAUGCUUAGUGCCUUCGCUCCCAAUGUCCACUUCCUCAUGUUUUCCUAUGGCGUAGUCGUCGGAGUCGGCUGUGGACUUGCGUAUGCUGCUACUGUGACCAUCACAUGCCAGUACUUUGAUAAGAAGCGUGGCCUUGCUCUUGGCAUCGUUACUACAGGUACAAGUAUUGGAGGAUUCCUUUAUGCCACUGCACAGAACGAGUUCAUUGAGCUUUUCGGUCUUGAUGGCUGCCUGCUGCUCAUUGGAUCGUUUUCACUGAACAUCGUUGCCUGUGGUGGACUGAUGAGACCAUUACACUUGCCAGCUUACUACCUCAAGCAGAGAGCUGCCCUGGUGGAGAAGGCUGAAGAGAAGCUCAAUGAAAGGCCCCUGGCCCUGGACCACUCCAUCAAAAAGGACCUGCCCGUCACUGAUCUGCUGAUCCCAGUGGAGACCAAAGACACCUUGGCUUCUGAAAAGGAACUGCUGAUCUGCUCAGCCUUGGUCAGACUGCUCAAGAAGAAGCAAAAGGCCUACAUCGAGUACUUGAACUCCAUUGCUGAAAGAAUGAAGGAUCGGGUAUUUGUAGCUAUGUGCUUGGCACUGUUCCUCUACACCGUUGGGGCAUUUCCUCCACUGCUCUUUCUGGAGGACGUAGCCCAAAGUGAGGGUUUGAUUGAAGGUAUCAGCGUUGUCCCUCUGGUCUCAAUAUUUGCUAUUGCAGGGGGCAUUGGGAAGCUUCUCCUGGGAAUGGUGAUGGACGUCCGCUGGAUGAACAGCUUUUUUCUCUACGGAGUCACACUCGUAGGCAGUGGCAUGGCACUGCUGCUGAUCCCUUUCACUACGAGUUACGUAGGGCUCCAGGUGAUCUCAGCAGUGCUGGGUUUCUUCUCAGGGAACUGGUCUAUCACACCCUACAUGACCACCAAGGUGGUUGGCAUAGAGCGGCUCACAGAGGCCUACGGGAUCUUGAUGUUCUUUGGUGGAUUUGGGAUCAUGCUGGGACCUCCAGUCGUAGGCUGGUUCUAUGAUUGGCUGCAGUCCUAUGACCUGGCUUUCUACUUCAGUGGGAGUUGUGUGCUGCUGGGUGGAGUGCAACUUCUAAUCUCUGCCCUGUCCUGCUGGGACAAAACCCACGACUCAUCUGCCAAGCCUGAAGCAGAGUGCACUCAUAACUGUGACCGCGUGGCUGCCGUAGCCUAAAGGAUGGACAAUCUUUUCUUUGCCAGUGAUUUGUCUGCUCAAAACCUUUCUGAAUCUGAAGAUGUUUUUGGUUGAUUUUACUUUUAUGCCUUAUUGUUAGUUGAUGUUUGAAUUUUUGUCAUUUGAUGCUUCAGUCGGUGUUUUGCAAACACCAAUGGACUCAAACUCAUCCUGUUUUCAGUUGUCUUUACCUAGCCUUGUUUUAUGAGGCUACAGGGUAUGCUGGCAAAUUUAAAAAGAAAAAAAAAAAAGACUAAUUCUUCAUUAUUGAUGCUGUCUGUUUUUCUUGAAACGCAUGUCCAUGCAUUGUGUUUCUUUUAUAUUGUAGUAACUGAGAUCAUUAUACCAUGACACUCAUUCAGGACAUGAUGCAAAUGUCCAACAUGGUUGUAUUGAAGAUGGACCACUAUACUAUGUUCUGGUCCCUUAUUAAUGACAUCUUCAAUUUGAUUGUUAGUUGUUUGUGUUAAUGUUGUACCAAAGUUUAAAAUUUUUUUUAUUGUAUUGGACAAAGGGUUAAAUCGACAAUCUCAUGCCACAAAUUUUAAACCCGGUCUGUUUUUGUGCUGCUGAAGUCGUCUUUUCCAUCUAGUGUUGGCCUGUGAUCAUCAGGAGCACAGCAUGUUUCAACAAGGUGACUAACCGGACUCAAAAACUAUUCAAGUGUUCGAUGUGUGUCAGUCCACUUGGAUUUCAUUUCAUUUCAAGCAAGUCAAUAUAUUUCAAGCAAUAUGUAGAUAUUUUUUGUGUCUAUUUCUAUUUGUUUGCACUAACAUUUUUAGACUGUUGUAUUUUUUUACAUGCACUGAAGUAGGUUGCACAGUGUUGAUUUUCUGUAUCGUUCGUGUCUUUCUUAUAUGAAGAGUUAUUUUACUUGAACAGCUGCUGCAUGAUAUUAUUAUUAUUAUUAUUAUUAUUAUUAUUAUUAUUAUUAUUAUUAUU